AUGUCAUUUGAACUAAGAGACCUACCCUUUCCGCCAAAUCAAAAAACUUACUAUGAUUAUUUGAAUUUUUUGAAUUCUUUGUGGUCAAAUGAAUCUAACAAUUUGGAUUCUUUAAUAAAUAAGGAUGCUUCUCAAGAUACAAUUACUUUCGAAGAUUCUUUGGCCAGUGAAUCAACAAAUAAACCAAAAAUAAAUUAUGUUGCACUUGAACAAAAAUUAAAUUAU
Dentiscutata heterogama is the source of this 225-nucleotide messenger RNA. NCBI's taxonomy places the organism in Eukaryota, Fungi, Glomeromycota, Glomeromycetes, Diversisporales, Gigasporaceae. The record is from the annotation of a GenBank genome assembly.